Corythoichthys intestinalis (scribbled pipefish) is the source of this 2296-nucleotide messenger RNA. RefSeq names its product low density lipoprotein receptor adaptor protein 1b (gene ldlrap1b). NCBI's taxonomy places the organism in Eukaryota, Metazoa, Chordata, Actinopteri, Syngnathiformes, Syngnathidae. The record is from RefSeq and is a predicted model, not a curated record. The transcript is spliced from 10 exons. Bases 210 to 1079 code for a protein of 289 amino acids.
CAGCGUCACGCAUAUGAUCUGUUCGAUUUACAUACGUAACACCGCCCAGGGGGCAGAGCAUGUUGAUCCACCGUCAAUCCAACAAUCGUACGGAAAGGACGAAAACAGAUGAGAAAAGUUCAGGCGGAGUGCUGUUUUAAAAUAGGCGGGGUGUUUCGACACACAGUAUACGGCUUGACUGGGGUUUUGCCCCACUUUUACACCGCGUUAUGGACGCUUUGAAAUCCGCUGGAAGGGCGAUAAUACGAAGCCCCAGCAUCGCCAAACAGUCAUGGGGAGGCGGCAGACAUAAAAAGCUUCCAGAGAACUGGACAGACACGAGGGAAACCCUUCUGGAGGGGAUGGUGUUCCAGCUCAAGUACUUGGGGGUCACUAUGGUUGAGCAACCUAAAGGAGAAGAGCUGUCUGCUGCUGCUGUCAAGAGAAUAGUGGCCACAGCAAGAGCGAGUGGCAAAAAGCUCCAGAAAGUCACACUAACAGUUUCCCCUCGUGGAAUCAUUCUUUACGACAGUGCCUCCAACCAGCUUAUAGAAAACAUUUCCAUUUACAGAAUAUCCUAUUGUACAGCAGAUAAGAUGCAUGACAAAGUCUUCGCCUACAUCGUCCAGAGCCAACACAAUGAGACACUUGAGUGUCAUGCCUUCCUCUGCACAAAGAGAAAAGUGGCACAAGCAGUAACCCUAACAGUGGCUCAGGCUUUCAGAGUGGCAUUUGAAUUCUGGCAGGCUGCCAAGGAAGAAAAGGAGAAGAGAGCGAAGUCUGGUUCAGAUGGGGAAGGAGUCAACAGCGCCAAGUCAGACAGCUCUGCAAGCCUUGGCAGCCUGAAGGGAGAGGUGGCCUCAACACAACUUCUAGAUUUGGCAGAAGGCAACAAUUUAACGUUGGUCCACUCAGGAACAAUACAAACUGAUUUGAAUCCCUUUACGGUGGAUAAUCAUGCAACGGAGAACAACAAUACAGUAUGGGAGCUCGAAGAUGGUCUGGAUGAGGCUUUCUCAAGCCGCAGUCUGGAUAGCUUUGAAUCCUGCUCAGACUCGCUGAGUCUCGCACUAACCCCCAGGUCCUGGACAUUGGGGUAAACCCUCAGGAUUUCUCCACUGAUGAGUGCCUGUCCCCGGGAAAAUGGGACCAGGAAGACACAGACUUCCCAGCACAAAAAGACUCACCGGGGUUCUAAUCAAAAGCCUCCGUCUAGAUAGUCACCAGCAGGGGAAAAGACUGAGAACCUCGGUGGAUUUUCCACGCCCAGUGACUUUCCCUGAUGUUUCAGACUGGCGGCUCUCAGGUGCUUCUGCAUCUACUCGACCAGGGGAGGUUGACACGAGCAGGCUUUGCACUCAAUAGGCCAAAGCAAUAUGAAAUCUGUUUCUUUUCCACAAAAAUGCAGUCAUUUGAUGUUUGUUACAGCCAGUGUAUCUCCUCUCUACAUCUCCUUAUCCAUUCACUAUAACUAUUGUGCUUGUGUUAUGUUUUUUUCUUAUUCCAUCAUGUUUAGAAGUGGGGAUUGUGUAUGUGUGAGGUGAGAGAAGUAGUACUUAAGUUUAUCACAACAGGUCAAUGUCUAAGUGUAUUGUCAUGUCACUGUUAAGGAUUGAUUUGUAAUUGUUUCACUCAAUGGUGAAAGUCACCAAAGCACCAGUAUUUACUCAUAUUGGGCAAAACUAGUUACUACCUGUGUGCAUCAAGGUUUUGCAUCUGGUUGGGCAAUACAAGCUUUAAGAAAAAGUAUGAAUGUGUCGGUAAAAAUGUGUGUGCAAUGAUGUAUAAACAAAUGACAAUCCCACCCACACAAAUGCAAAAUAUAUUUUUGCACUGUGCAUGUAUCAAUGUUUAAAAGCACAUCUGUCAUGUAAAGGGAAUUUAAUGUCAAAAUUAUUUAUGUAACCCAUACUCAUACUUUGAACAGUGGAGUAACUUUGUAUUACCUGCAUUGAAACACCUGUAGCGUUUAGAUAGCUGCUUAAAUUGACCUUGAGUUUACCACAAAGACAUUUUGGUGGAUCACUGAAGUGUGCAUAUUCCCAAUGAUAAAUAUAUAAAAAAUUCUGACAAUAAUUCUUGUUGGCUUUAUUAAUUCUUUUGUAGAGUUGUCUGAGAAUCUUUUUAACUGGUGACUCGAUAUUGUCCAACCCCAAAAAUCCGAUAGAUAUAAAAUGGAUACUGAUAUAUGUGGUCGUGGACUAGGCCUAUUGCGAUAAAUUAUGUCAUAAAUUAUUGCAUUAUGUGAUAUUAUUGCGCCUCCCCCCAAUUUUUUAAAAAACAAAUUUACAAUGACAGUGACAAUACAGUGUAUAUU